This is a messenger RNA of Nicotiana tabacum (common tobacco), 1964 nucleotides long. Its product is annotated as polygalacturonase At1g48100-like. The record is from RefSeq and is a predicted model, not a curated record. Gene Ontology annotation, molecular function: polygalacturonase activity. Gene Ontology annotation, biological process: carbohydrate metabolic process. Lineage: Eukaryota; Viridiplantae; Streptophyta; Magnoliopsida; Solanales; Solanaceae.
AGUUAAUUAAUAAAAGAGAUAGGGGACCAAGAAUGAAUGACAUAAAUGCCUAGCACAAAAACUUUGCGUAUGCAUGUACAGUUGCAUAUUCCUUCCUAUAUAAACCAGCAGAAGCUCCUCUGUUGGCUAAGUUAAAACAAAGGGCACUCUCCUCCCUACAUUGCUUCUCUCUUCCAACAUCCUUUGAAGACAAAAAUGGGAGGAUUUAGUUUUAGGAGCUUCACAUUUAUGUUCAUAGUAGCAUUUCUUGUUUGGUCAUCAAAUGUAGAGACUUGUUAUGCAAGAAGAGGCAGGCAUUGGAGACAAACAACAACUUCCUCUGCUUCUUUGUACAAGAAGAAAGAAAAGUCUCAUGGUAGCAAUCACCAUCAUAAUAAUGGGAGCAAGUCGAAGCCAAAACACUCGUCUCCACCAAGUAUGCCAACGAACCCGCCAAGAAAAGGCUACGACGAUGUGCCUUCGUCCACCAUCUUCGAUGUAAGAAGUUUCGGUGCCACUGGAGAUGGCAAGACUGAUGACACUAAGGCAUUUCAGGCUGCAUGGGCAGCUGCUUGUAAAGUGGAAGCUUCGACGAUUGUCGUUCCGUCACAAUAUGUAUUCCUUGUAGGACCAAUUUCAUUCUCAGGUCCAUACUGUCAGCACAACAUUGUUUUUCAGCUUGAUGGAACAAUAAUUGCUCCAGUAGAUGCCAAAUCUUGGGGUUCAGGUCUUAUGCAAUGGCUUGAAUUUACCAAAUUGGUUGGGAUUACAGUUAAAGGAAGCGGGUUAAUUGAUGGGAGAGGUGCAGUUUGGUGGCAAGAUACCCCAUAUGAUGAUCCUCUAGAUGACGAAUUAAAACUAAUCAUUCCAUUAAACAAGACAUCAUUGAGAUAUCCUCCAAUUCCUCUAAAUAGCUCACUUGGUGGUGGAAAAAUGCCAAGCAUUAAGCCAACGGCACUUCGAUUCUAUGGGAGUUUUAAUGUUACUGUAACAGGCAUCAUAAUUCAGAAUAGUCAACAAUGCCAUCUCAAAUUUGACAAUUGCAUAGGGGUAACAGUAUACAAUUUCACUGUCUCAUCUCCUGGUGAUAGUCCUAAUACAGAUGGAAUCCAUUUACAGAACUCCAAAGACGUGCUAAUCCGCAGUUCCAACAUUGCUUGUGGAGAUGACUGUGUCUCCAUACAAACUGGAUGCACCAAUGUGUAUGUACACAACAUAAAUUGUGGACCAGGACAUGGAAUCAGCAUUGGAAGUCUGGGGAAAGACAACACAAAGGCUUGUGUUUCAAACAUUACGGUCAAAGAUGUUGUUAUGCAAAACACAAUGAAUGGUGUCAGGAUUAAGACGUGGCAGGGAGGGUCAGGGUCAGUACAAGGAGUGUUUUUCUCAAACAUUCAAGUUUCAGAAGUCCAACUACCAAUUGUAAUUGAUCAGUUCUAUUGCGACAAGAGCAAAUGUAAGAACCAGACGUCUGCAGUGGCUUUAUCAGGAAUCAACUUUGAAAGAAUUAGAGGAACAUAUACAGUAAAACCAGUGCAUUUAGCAUGCAGUGACAGUAUGCCAUGUCAAGACGUGACCUUGACGGAUAUCCAACUAAAGCCAAUACAAGAGCGUUACCACAUGUAUGAUCCAUAUUGUUGGCAGACGUUCGGGGAGUUGUAUACUCCUACUCUACCGCCAAUUGAUUGUUUACAAGUCGGCAAACCAUCGAGCAACAGAAUUCAGGGAGAUCAUGAUCAAUGCUAGUAUAGUAAGACUAUUACCUAUAUUUAUAUAUAUAUUUUGGUGUUUUCUUUUGUGUGGCUGGCAUAGUUUUGCUGACCCCUAUUACACCAUAUAAAGAAUGAUUGCAUAUUCUUAAUGCAUUAUAAGAGUAUAGAAUUUUUUUCUUUUUAGUAGGAUUACUGUGUGAGCUGGUAUUGAAUUAUUUUUAAUAGUAAGGAUUUCUAUAGUAAAGUGAAAAGGCACUUCACAGAUUGUCAGCU